AGUUACGGUAAUCGACCUCCUCCUACCAGGAAGCGACACCAUUACGUCGUCUCGGCUUUCAAGGCAGACGGCGUUGUUUUCCAACACGUUUUCCCCGCCGUAAAACAUGUCCGCAGACAUGCCAGCGGCGCUGGGCGGCCUGAACAUGGAGUCGCAGCUCCUGUCCAUCAUGAACGUGUUGGUGAAAGCCGCGGUGGCGGAGAUCGUGCAGCUCUUCACGGAGAGUUCCGACUCUCUGCGGCUGCAUCUGAGCCAGAGCCUGAGGGAGAACGAAAACCUGAGGACGAGGAUGAAGGUGAUGAGGAGUGAGCUGUUCUCCCUGAAGCUGCAAACCCGGACCAACCGGCCGGCCAGCCGCUUCUCUGCCUCCAGGGGGAACGUAACCAAACCUCGACCGAAACCACAGGUGUUCAUGAAGCCUGCAGCGGGUGAAAAAGUUGUCGUUGAAGCUGCUUCCACCUCUGCCCAAACCAGGACUCCCUCCUCCACCAUCAGCGUGCAGUGUGCAGAAGUGGACAGUCCAGAGGUCAUUCUGAUCAAAGAUGAGGAUGAUAUUAUAGGACCUGAGCCGGUCGUCGGUCAGGAUAGCUUUGGAGAUGAUUGCAUGCGGGCUGCAGGGAGUCAAAGCUUAGACUCAUCUGGCUCCCCCUGCUCGAUGGAUAAUAACAAGGAGCUGAGAAUCGUGAGCGUUCACAGCGCGGGAAACGCGCCUCUGCCGCGGGACAGCGACAUCCUCUUCUCUGCGUCUGAACUUCAGGCUUUGAGCUCUCUGUCCGACCCCGGCAUCCCCCCGGAGAGUCUCCUGAAUUUCCCCGGCUGCACCAACGGCCCCGGAUCAAUAGGGGCGAUGCAGGAGAACAGCGCCGAAGUGGCAAAAAGCGUCCAAAUUGAAAGGGAACGUUCGACUCAGAGGGCUUCAGCAGCCGGGAGCCAAGCCUUAAAGUCCCCCGCGGGUGGCGCGAAUGGACAGCCCGGCCAAACGAGCCAUUUCUCCCCACAGCAGAACGUCCUCCCCAGCCCCAUCAACAAACCCCUGGACUGCGCCUUCUGCGGCGAGCGCUUCCGCAACCGCGAGGACCUCAUCACGCACCGCGCCAGCCACACCGGCGAGUCGCCCAUGUCUUGCCCGCUGUGCAGCAAGACCUUCGCCAACAAGACCACGCUGGCCAUCCACAUGCGCAUCCACACCGGGGAGAAGCCCUACGCGUGCGCCCAGUGCGGGAAACGCUUCACGCAGAACGGCAGCCUGAAGAUCCACCUGCGCACCCACUCCGGAGAGAAGCCGUACACGUGCGGCCAGUGCGCCGCCAGCUUCAACAACCCCAGCAACCUGCGCAGACACAUGAUCACGCACAAUACCAGCGUGGGGCUCUGAUCCUAAUCACACAGAGGACGAACUGGGUUCACGCAGAUUUUUUACACCUUUUAGCCCUGAUGCUGUUGCUUCUUUCUGCAAUGCGCGUUUUUAUGGAAAUGUUUUUAUCAUGAUUUGGGAUUUUUUUUUUUUUAUUACAACUUCCUGGAGAUGCACAGCAACGUUGUUGUGUCAGUGUGUGUGCCAUUUCCUGGUUUGCAGUGUGAGCAGCAGGCACUCCUGAUUUGGUCACUGACAUGAAGAGAAACACAGGAAUACUAUAUUACUUUUUUUUUUACAUCAUUAUAUCUGAUAUAUAAAGCUCCAGUAAUAUGUUGCUGCUACUUAGAUACCAAGCCAUCCUUCCCAUUGGCUAAUCUCCUGUAUUUAAUUAGACAACCAUAAAAGCAGCCUACCAGUUUGUAUGCUUUGGCCUGAUAAAGUCUAAGAAAAGCAGCUGUUAAAGUGUUUGCCGGGUGCUGAAAGAACACUGAUGUUUAAAACUUGCUGAUUCUGUUAUUUUACAGUCAUGGGAAAAAGUUGUGGCGUUGACACAAAUGUGAUUUGAG
Fundulus heteroclitus (mummichog) is the source of this 1923-nucleotide messenger RNA. Its product is annotated as zinc finger and SCAN domain-containing protein 2. The coding region runs from base 107 to 1375 and encodes 422 amino acids. The transcript is spliced from 4 exons. The record is from RefSeq and is a predicted model, not a curated record. Gene Ontology annotation, cellular component: nucleus. Lineage: Eukaryota; Metazoa; Chordata; Actinopteri; Cyprinodontiformes; Fundulidae. Gene Ontology annotation, biological process: central nervous system development; regulation of transcription by RNA polymerase II. Gene Ontology annotation, molecular function: RNA polymerase II cis-regulatory region sequence-specific DNA binding; DNA-binding transcription factor activity, RNA polymerase II-specific.